This is a messenger RNA of Strongylocentrotus purpuratus (purple sea urchin), 1018 nucleotides long. RefSeq lists its product as uncharacterized. The transcript has 3 exons. The record is from RefSeq and is a predicted model, not a curated record. Lineage: Eukaryota; Metazoa; Echinodermata; Echinoidea; Camarodonta; Strongylocentrotidae. The coding region runs from base 22 to 717 and encodes 231 amino acids.
UGAGAAGUCUUUUUAAAGAGAAUGGCUACCCCAGUCGUCAGGGCAGAUGCACAAGAUGAUUUAGUUAUGGAAUUUGAGUGUGAGGAGGAUGGCAGUUGCGGGGAAAGCGGUGAAAAUGACAGUGUCAGUGGUAGUAGUGACAGUCCGGACAGUGGCAGCAGCAGUGAUACCGACAGCGAUGCAAGUGAUGCAGACGCCGGAGAACACGGGCGUAUCGUCGAGUAUGAGCCUUUACCUCGUGGUGAACCUGGGCAAAAUGUUGGCGAUGCUGGAAGGGCCAACAACGCAAAUCGGCUUCAUGAAAAUGUCGAGGAUUGGUGUACAUGUGGAAGAUGUCGUGUGCCUCCAUCUUUCAAUGAAGGUGAUUGUGUCUGUUGUCAGGAAAUUGCAGAGGUCAAGGCAGAGGCUGAUCGACAGGGUUCAAGUUGUCUGGUGGAUUCUGAGGAGUUUGAGCCGGCCAUCCUAAAUGCGACAACAUUGUACAUCGGAUGGAUGGAGUACACAGAUAGGUGGCGCCGAGCAGCCAAAGCAUUUGGGGACAGGAACAAUGAAAAAUACAGGUAUGUGGCCUACAGGAAAGUCGUGAGAUGGUGUUGGGGCUGGCUCGGGAAGGACAUCAGGGUGCAACUGCCAGCAUGUGUCCAUGCCUCAAUAAUGGAAGCGUAUCCUGAUGGACGUGGUCAGUACAAAGGGACCAUCCUGCGUCGGUUGAGAUGAGGAUGUAACAUCAACUAUUGUCUUGCGAACUUUGAAUGACUGUCAUCUUCUAUGUGAUUGUCAGCCAUCUUCUGUACGUUAUUUGUGAUCAUCGGCUUUCAUCUUCAUAUUCAUCACAAAUACUAUUGUUUGAACUUCUCAUGAUGGUAUGGUUGCUAUGAACUUUGAUCUCGACAUUUGAUUCUAAUUUCCAAGAGCUGAUAUUCGAACUUUUGCAAAACUGUGAUCAAGCAACGAUUUCUUAUGAGGAAGAAUGUUGAAAUCUAUAUAAACAAGCAACAAAAAAAACACACACAAAAAA